Poecilia latipinna (sailfin molly) is the source of this 2596-nucleotide messenger RNA. RefSeq names its product aryl hydrocarbon receptor nuclear translocator-like protein 2. The transcript is spliced from 18 exons. Gene Ontology annotation, molecular function: DNA-binding transcription factor activity; protein dimerization activity. The record is from RefSeq and is a predicted model, not a curated record. Gene Ontology annotation, biological process: regulation of DNA-templated transcription. Gene Ontology annotation, cellular component: nucleus; transcription regulator complex; cytoplasm. Bases 16 to 2007 code for a protein of 663 amino acids. Lineage: Eukaryota; Metazoa; Chordata; Actinopteri; Cyprinodontiformes; Poeciliidae.
UUGCAGCGGCGUCAGAUGGGUGACGCGCUCGGGGCUCUUAUUGAGGUCACCGAAACGUGUACUACACGGGGAGGGGAAGAGGAAAUCUUCCCUCUGCGCUGUCCUGGUGUCUCAACAUGCGCGGCGGCUCUCCGUAGCCUUCACCCGGAGCACCGGUUCCAGUCCGCAGGCAUGUCAACCGGGGGCUCCGACAGCACGGCGGACAAACCGGCAGAUCGAGCUGCAGAAGAGGAGGAGAGGCCAAUCCAAGCAGGAUCCACGAUGCCAUCUGUCGAGCUGCCAAGGAAACGGAAAGGGGAGGUGGAGGAGAGGUCAGACACCCGUGUACAGCAAAGCCUCAACUUCAACUUAGAGGAUGACCUCAGCAGAUCUGAGGGAGAGGAUCAGCAAGUCAAAAUGAAAUGCUUCAGGGAGCCUCACCGACAGAUUGAAAAACGACGGAGGGACAAAAUGAACAACCUCAUUGACGAGCUUUCCGCCAUGAUUCCUGCGUGUCAGCCCAUGGCAAGAAAACUUGACAAGCUAACUGUUCUUCGGAAAGCUGUACAACACCUGAAAGCCCUCAAAGCUGGGGCGAGCGGUGCCUUUGCCGAUGCCAAGCACAAGCCUUCCAUCCUGCCUCAGGAUGACCUUCGGCACCUUCUGCUCAAGGCAGCAGAUGGCUUCCUGUUAGUCGUAAGGUGCGAUCGGGCGAAGAUCCUGUUCAUCUCAGAGUCUGUCUCCAAGAUUCUUAACUUCAGCAAGUUGGAGCUGACCGGCCAGAGUUUGUUCGAUUUCAUCCACCCCAAAGACAUCCACAAGGUGAAGGAACAGCUCUCGUCCUCAGAGAUGCUCCCCCAGCAGUGCCUCGUCGACGCCUCCACGGGGGUUCAGGUCCAGGCCGAAGCCCCGGCCAGGCCGUCCCACUUGACCACCGGAGCCAGGCGAUCCUUCUUCUGCCGCAUGAAGCACAGUCGGGUCACAAGGAAGCACGAAGGCAAGCACUCGCUGCCCGCCGCUUCAAAGAAGAAAGAGAGCUACAGGUACUGCACCCUCCACUGCACCGGAUACAUGCGGACCUGGCCAAGCGGCCAGCUGGACCCGGAGGGCGACGCCGCCGACAAGGAGACGCCCAGCCUGAACUGCCUGGUGACGGUGUGCCGCCUCCACCCCCACGUCUCCCACCAGCCCCCUAAAGACGUCAACGUCAAAGCCACCGAGUUCGUAACCCGCUGUGCAAUCGACGGCAAGUUCACUUUUGUAGAUCAACAAGCCACGACAGUCAUUGGUUAUUUGCCGCAGGAAGUUCUUGGCACCUCCUGUUACGAGUACUUCCACCAGGACGACCUGCAGCACAUGGCGGGGAAGCACCGGCAAGUUCUUCGAAGCAAAGAGAAGAUUGAGACCCAGUGCUACAAGUUCAAAACAAAACACGGCCCCUAUGUUACACUCCAAAGCCAGUGGUUUAGCUUCACCAAUCCGUGGACCAAAGAAGUCGAGUUCAUCGUCUCUUCGAACAGGGUUAUCUCGGGGCCUGGUCACACAAAAGACGAAAACGAGGCUGGCAGCUCGAAAUCGACUCAGGAAGAAGCACAGCAAAUCCCGGAGAUUCCUGGCCUCUCCACUGGUGUGGGCACCAUGAUCUACGCAGGCAGCAUAGGGACCCAGAUCGCAAACGAACUGAGCGACACAUACAGGGCAAACUCGUCCCCAUCGAGUGGAGCUUCUAGUCCAUUUGGUUCUGUCCAGGAGAAAUGUCCACUCACCAGCAGGAGCACUCCCAGCAGAGAAGAGGAAGCAGGCAGCUCUUCAACCUCCCAGUCCCAGGCUGAUUCCAGUAAGGAAGCUGCUAAAAGCAGUGGAGCUCCUGAGAGUGGAGGUGAGCUGUCCCAGCUGGACCUGGAUGUCUCAGGGCUCAGUAGCUUCAGCAGUGACGAGGCAGCCAUGGCGGUCAUCAUGAGCCUGCUGGAGACCGACGUGAACAUGAGCCAAUCGGGGGACUUUGAGGAUUUACACUGGCCUUUCUAGAGGGAGCGUGGACUCUCAGCACCCCCUCUAAAGUUCUUGUGCCCUUUUUUUUUUUUUUGCCAAAUGCCACAAACCUGUGAACCGUUUAACAAACUGUUAUCUGAAGACUUACCUAUCCUCAACCAAGUAAAGGCGCUGGACUUGUCCUAAAAGUUGCAACAUGUCUUACUUGAGAACAGAAUUUUGUGACUGAUCGUCUUGUUGGUUUCUUGGUUCUUGCUUGAAGCAUGUUGAGGGUAAAGUGCCCCUGGAGCCAGUGGUGAGGCAGAGUCUUCCUCAGCGAGACGUUAGCACCUUAAGGGGGGUCUAGACCAACACAUUCUACAGAAAACUAAAGGAACAAAGUAUUUGCUCCGCUGCCAUCAGUUACCAAGGUGGAAGAAGAAGAACGAGACUCUUGACAAAUUGAGUGCUGCUAUAGAAACUCCUCAAACUUUGAACAGUCGUGUAUCCACUGGUACACGGUGAAAACGGUCAUGUUUUCCAUUACAUGGAUGAUUGUCUUUCUUUUGUUGUUUUUAUUUGAAUUUUUGAAGCCCUAUUUGCAAAAAAACUGUCAAGUAAAAGUGAGAUAAUUCUCUAAAAGGAG